Molecule: messenger RNA, 10311 nt
Organism: Hydra vulgaris (swiftwater hydra)
Lineage: Eukaryota; Metazoa; Cnidaria; Hydrozoa; Anthoathecata; Hydridae
Biological process (GO): protein deubiquitination involved in ubiquitin-dependent protein catabolic process
Cellular component (GO): cytoplasm; nucleus
Molecular function (GO): cysteine-type deubiquitinase activity; K63-linked polyubiquitin modification-dependent protein binding
Source: RefSeq, a predicted model, not a curated record
CUAAUAGCUUUGUGAGACUAGUAAGUUUAGAGCAAUAUAAGUCAAGUUCAACAAAAUCUUUCAGAUUUUGGGACUUCUAGUUCUAGUUAAUAAAAAGACACACACACACACACAAGAAAUGGUAGUAAUAAAUUACAAGAAAAGGUUGACGACUUGGAAAUUAAUUACCUGAAUGUCCAAGCAUACCACACUUUCUUAAUGAAAAACCACUGAGAAGGGGUAAAGCGUUUUUUAGAAACUAGAAAAAUUAUAUAGAAAAAUCGAUAAUGGAGAGUAAACAUUUUCAGAUUGAAGAUCCUAACCAAAUAGACAUGGUCAUUCAUCAUGCAUUUUUAACUCGACGAUUGCCACAAACAGAGGAGGAGGCAAAUCUCUCUGGAACGCUAGUGCAAUUCACUUUUAAUUAUUUACCUAACAUGCCCAAAAUGGGCAUCCCGGCAGAAAUGCCAGGUCUAAACUCUGUUCGAAAAACAAUGGAGAUUUGGAAAAAUAUACAAAGUAGCUCAGUUAAUGAAAUUCAAGUUAAGGAGGCACUUGUUUCUUUGCAAACUGGUCAAACAUUUGCGGUAUUUGUUCGAGCUCAUAAUUCUGUUAUAACAAUUAGAAGAUCUGAACACGGUAAAAAUGCUCUUAUGAGUGUGUUUAGAGCUUUGCCAAAUAAUAAAAAUGUUUUGACUGAAGGAGAUUUGUUUCAAACUUUUCCAGAAAGAGCAGUUUGGAUUCCAUUUGAUCGGUUUAUAUCUGACACAUUUUCUAGACAAGUUGCUAUAUUGUGCAACCACACAUUCGGAGAAACGUUGACGGAAGCAAACAAAGCUGGUGUCAAAUACUCUGAUGAUUUUGAUGUUGCUGAACCCAUGUUUGUUAUUUCGUGGUUGUUGGGAGCAAUGUCUGGAUUAAUAAAAGGAGAUGAUAACUUUAAACUUGUUCAAAAGGUAAUACGCCAUGAAGUUUUUUAUGCAAAAGGACUCGCAAACCCGUGGCGCCGCUCUGGAGAAUGGUUAGCAAUUAAAUGUGUUCUUCAUAUAAUGCUCGUGGAAGAACUUGGGGAAAACGAGGGAACAGUUGUCUACAAAUCUUUGAUGAUUCAUGUCAUGUCUAGUUUUAUUGAAAAUCUACCAAUCACUUUUAAUGAUAAUGAUAUUAUUAUGCAGAUGUUGAGCAAGGUGAGUAGAAGAAUGGUUAAACUGAAAAACUAUAUAAACAAUAGGGGUCUUGGAAACAAUUACAUCAAUAAUAUGGAAUUAUCUAAUCAAACAAUUAAGUGGACUGAAACUGUAUUUAAAAAUGGACGUAAUGUUUUGCAAAAAAAAAGAGCAGAAGCAGAUAGUCGCUGGAAUAAACACUCUGAAAAUUGUUCCCAAAUUUCAAAGGUUAAUAUUUCAGAGCUUCGUCCAUUUGACCAUAUAACUCAUAAGUUGAAUGAAUUGACUGUUAGUCGAAUAAAUCAAGCAUUUAAAGAAGACGAAAAUCCAAAAAUAAAUGUAAAAGAUCCUCAAUGUGUUAAUCGCUGGAAUAAUGAAACCUUUCUAUUUGAUAUAAACUAUCUUAUAAACGCCGCUCAAAAUAACCAAACAGUCACCAGUCAAAAUGACCAAACAGAAAUAAAACUUUAUGAUUUUGAGGUUUGGGUUAGACUGGUGUUGUGGAAAGAUUUUGUGCCACAUACCACACAUUUUCUUAAAAAUAGCUCUCAACUGUUUGAUUUGUUUUUUAAAUACCUUGAAAUAAGUAUCAAAUUAUACGCUAAUGAUUCGGUUGGGUUAAGUCGCAUGAGUUUAACUUUAUUUCUCAUAACUGCCGCAUUAGAUUCUAUUGCCACACAAAAAAACCCAUUACUGGCUGAAUAUCAUACUAGUUUUGAAGAAAAAAACUUCGAUAGCUUACUAACACCGUUAUUUGAAGACAUGAAAUAUUUACAUUCUGUUAGAAACUAUUUUGCAGAAAGAAACACAAAAGCCGUUUAUCCAAGCAUUAUAUCAAAUGACGUAAAUAUGAAUUCAUUUGGACCAAGACUAGCCAAUGAAAGUGAAGAAAUGCAACAAAAACGAAUAGAUAUUCUUUUGUACGCUGAGAAAAAACGCGAAGAAAAAAAGAGAGAGUUUGAAAUGUGUCUCAAAGAGUAUAGAAAUUUGAUGGAAAUUUAUGAAAAAAGAAAACAUGACGAGAAUUGUCGUGGCUAUUUUAGUUGUUGCUCCAAAUGUGAAAUAUUAAAAGAAGCUGAAUCUAUAAAAGUUUAUUUUUAUGAAGACCCAAUUCCAGAAGGUAGCGUUUGGAUGCAAAACGCUAUAGUCUUUGAACUAAGUAUACCUGUCAGCAUACGAUGCCUUCGAGAUGCUUUGUUUUUAAUUCAUAAAAAACUGAAUAACAAACAAUUUGAAGAUAUCCGCAUUCUACAGCCUUGGAGUUCUCAUCCACAAUUGCACGCUUGGGUCAGUUCCGAAUGCUCGAAAUCUUUAGUUUCCAUAGGAAGUGAUGCAUCAUAUCUUUCGUGGUCCCGCUUUAAAUUUCAUUAUAUAAAUUUUUGUGACAAUGUUAGAGAGUUUCUUAAACCUUGUGGUCUUACCAUUAAACUCUUUAUGCAAUAUAAAAAUAAAAGUAUUGAAUGUAAACUUGUUGAGCAUAAACAAUUGAAACAAAAAAUUGUCACAAUGAAAGCGUGGAACAAACCAUAUCAAAUUAACGAGAUAUGGAUUGCAGAGGCAACUCAUACAGAAAAUGAGGUUCUAGCAUCUAAGAUCGAAUGUCCUUUGGAUCUUCAACUUGAUGAAUUUAUAACAUUUGGUUCAUUGCGUGCUGGUCAUCGUUUACAACUUAGGAAAAUGCUUAAAGCAAUUGAAAUGCGUUCAUUAAGUUUUGAUAGUUCAUCUGUUUUCGCUUUGUUUUCGCAAGCUCUAUGGCAAGCGGGGCCUGUAAUUAAAAAAGAUGGUACAAUAGAAAACAAUGAUAUCAAUAAUCCUGUUUUAUUUUUUGAAAGUCAUGCUGAUCUUCAAAAUGAUGGCUUUUGUCACGUGUUUAUAAAAUAUUUAUCUACAUUUUUAAAAAGCAUAAGUAAAAAUUGGAAGAAACACAGUCAACUCCAUAUUGUUAUUAUAAUUGCUCUAAGAAUAUUUUCAUUGUCAAGUGAAGAAAUUCGCGUUAAAGCUGCUGAACUCUUGUUACAAUGCCGAAAGAUUGCUGAAAGAUGGGCUAUUGAAAUCGAAAAGUUACUUUCAAAAAUAAUGACAGAUAGUUCAAAUGAAAUCCAAGAAAAACGUUUUAAAUUAAUUGAAGUCGCUGCUUUUUCAGCGCUUACUUUUGACGUUGAUAGAUGUCAUGAAUAUGUAAUCAACAAAAAAACGCUGGUUUCAUGGCUGCGUGCAGUUGCUCGAAUUCACGAUAACAUUCUUCUGGGCAAUGACUCUUUUGAUAUAGAGAAAAUUAAUUUGCUUCGAAGAGUAAGACUUAUAGGGUUGCGUUUUGAAAAUGUUGCAAUGAAAUUAUUAGCUUCAGAGAACAUCUAUAUAUUCAAAACAUUUCUUUCCAGUUAUUGGGCAGAUUUUUGCAAAGGUGUUUGCAUGAAUUCUUGGGUUUCGUGCCCACGACCAUCACAAGAAUGGUAUUUUAAUACUUUUAUUUCAAAUAACUCAUCAUUAACAUUGCAAAUUAGUAUUUUGAGUGGCAAAUUUCUUGUAGACGGUAAUCCUGUUGGGCGGCUUCCAGAUACCAUUACUAAAUCAUCUGACUACCAAAGAGUUUUUGAUGAACAUGUUUUUGAUGUGCAACCAUCUGCUGAACAGAUGUCUGCAUUUAUAAGUAUUCAUAAUUUUCAAGGAUCAAGAUUUGUAUUUUCAGUUCGGAAACACGGAUGUGUUAUUGUAGAAAGGCGUAGCUCAGGUGACGAGUACGAAAUGAUUCCCUUUACUGUAUUUAAUGGACUUUUCCCAAUUUUUUUUUUAAACAAAUACAGUCAUUGGAUCUGUAAAAAAACCAAAGUUAUUUAUUUUCGACCAAUUAAGUUUGAUGACGUUAAUUUUUUUAAAGCUGAAUCUGAAGAACACUUUCCAUAUCGAUUUAAUGUGCUGAAGAACACUUUAUACGAUUUACAAAGAAAUCGAUAUUUAGUUGAUAUUAAUAGUAACACUUUUAAAGAAAUAUAUAGUUGCUUAGAACGGAUCGAACUUAGAGAACAUGUUCACUUGUGGGUAGAUAAACAUAAAAAACAUAAUAAGUUGCAACAAGAACUCAAAAACCAAAUUCAAAUUCAAAAAAAAGAAGGAAAAAAGACAAACUUGAAAAAUCACAAAGAAGAAGAAAGGUUUCAAACAAAACAAGAACAAUUUCAAGUAGACAAUGAACAGUAUCAAACAGAAGAAGAAAAAAUGCAAAUAGAUGAUGAACAAUUGCAAAUAGAACAAAAGGAAAUAAAAACAGGACCGGAAGAUCUUGAUCUUAAUGCUGAACUACCUAGAAUGGAUUUAACCUUUAAAGUUGAAAUAAAAACUGGAAAGUUAUUUUCUAAUGAGCACAUGGGUUUAAUUGUCGCUGACUUACAAGGUAAUAUUGGAACACUUAUUGGACUAGAAAAUAGUCUUCUGUUAAAUGAGAAUGAACCAUCGAUCAAUAGCCAACAAAGAGUGUUAAUUGUACCACAUUCGAAAACAAUAGAAUUAAGAGAAAUUUCAAAUCAUCAAAAUGUGAGAAUUAAACUUAAUGAAUUAUUUUCUCCACCGUAUUUUUGUUAUAAUAUUGAUGACCGACUUUGCGAACUCCGCGGUCCUGCUAACCAAGAAGCCUGGCUCUACCUAUCUCUUCUUCAUGCAAUGACUUCAAGUUCGCUUCCAGAUCCAUUCACAAGGUUAGCAGGAACUGAAUCGUCAAUGCGCUUGUUGCAGAUUGGGCGCACUUUCUCAUGCAGACCAUUAGAUCAAACUGCGUUGCAUACUCUAAAAAGAAUUUCAAAACUUGCUCCAACCCGCAAACAAAAUGAUGUAUACACACAACGUUUACAAUCUGUCACCUGGUUCCCAAAUCUUCACUCAACUUACGGCUACGAGGGCUUGGUUUUAGCCUCCAAUAUUUUACUUUUUCAUGCUGAUACGUACAAGGAAUUGUUUCUUACAAAACAACAACUAGCAAAGCAACAAAAAAAACAACAACAAGAAAACACCCUAUUAGAACUAAACACCCUAACAAAAAGAGCAUACUGGCGUAACAGAACACAGUUAAAUUCUUGCUCUCAUUUGCACAAUGAAAAUGAAAAAAUUAUUGGUGGAUUUCCAAAAAGAAAGCUGGCAUGGUCUUACACUAAUGACCGUCAAAGUAAUAAUGAUUCGCGAUUAUUAAUGGAAAACUAUUAUCAAUGGAAUGGCGUUAGCUUUAUUCCUUCUAAUUUAUGGGAACUUAUUAAAACCAAAAACAGUUUAAAAAAUCCACAAGUAUUUCCAACAUCUACCAUGUUUACACUUGCAAAUUUCGAUGUUUUAAACAGUUACUUGCAAUUAUACGAAUUAGCUCAAAAUGUUUAUGAGAACCGCGAGGAUCGCUUUGAAUUUAGUUUUUUGUUAUCUUUUUUAGCUUUUAAAGGCGAAAACAUAGACUUGUUGUUUAGUCUUUUAGCAGUAGCUAUUCUGCAUAUUCAAGUAGAGCCUCCGUCUGUAAGGGAUUACGAGUGCCUUAACCAGACGGAUUUUGAUUUAGAAGAAAUAAACAAAGUAAUUAAGAAAGAAAUUAGGAAAGAAAAUAUUCAAAGCGUUAAAAAAGAAAACAAAACAAAAUACAAAAACUUUAAAAAAAAUGCAGUAAAAACUUUGGGAGAUAUUGCUAAAAAACAAUGGGAAACAAAAAGUGUAGAUUUUCAUUCAAUCUGUAACACUAAGGUAUCCAAUAUCGAUUAUAAUCAAAAUAGUAUGUUUGCAACUUUAAUGUCGUUGGAUUAUAUCAUUAAUAUAAAUGCAGCUGAAAAAGAAGUGAAGAAAUUAUUUUUAAGAUGGGAUAGCAAUGGUAAGCUUAAGUCCUUUUUAAACGAAGUGGAAUCCCAAAUACGAGUAACAAACUCAGUUCUUAAAUUUGAUAAUGUAACAUUGCUAAAUAAAAUGGAUUCUUUUUCGCUAUCAAAUCCAAGAAGUACUGAUCCUUGCUCUUCAAACGCGUAUGAAAUCAAACUUGAAAUUAAGAACCUUGAAGAAAGCCAGGAUGCAAUAAAUUUGUUUCAAAAAAAUUCUUCUGUACCAGUCUUCUAUACCAAGACUUGUUGCGAUACUAUGAACAAACAAAAACAAUCUGAGGAAGUGUUGUCUCUUCUCCAAGCUUUGCCUCUUCUCCAAAAGGAUGAUCAUGAUAACUUUGAUGAUAUAUUAGAGUUUAUGAAAAUUUCCUUAGAAAACAGCAAUAAUUUUUAUAAAAACGAUUAUCUAUUUUUUAAUGAUAUAGACUUUGAAAAUAAUAACAUAUUUAACGAAUGCCGUAGUUGUUUAUCUAACUCUAAACCCAGGUAUUUGUGGAAGGAAGUGGAAGACUCUAUGAUGCCACGAAACAAUGAUAAUGUGGAUUAUGCUCUUUUUUAUGGAGGAAUAUGGAGAAGAAUUGCCCCCGUAACCAUAAUUCCAUGUAUAUUACCAUUAACAUCAUUAUCAUGCACAUUACUUGCAAUCGAUGCUAAUUAUGAAGUCCCACAAAGUGUAAUUAAUCGCGUUGGUGCGUUAAUUGUAUCUUGGACAGCCGAACAGAGAGCUAUUAGAUGUCUUAAACUAAACAUCAAACAUCAACAAAACAUAAGUAACAAAACAUUUCGUGCUUCUCUCAUUCAAGAAGUUAUUAACGUAGGUCAUGAUAAUUGGAUUCCUUCUUCUCAUCCUGAAUGGCUUAUUCUUGAGCUUGAGGGAAAUUUCUUAAUUCGACCCAUUCAGAUUGAUGUUGCUAAUAGCAUGAUAAAUGCUCAUGAAAACUUUGUUCAACAAUUAAACAUGGGAGAAGGGAAAACCAGUGUUAUUAUUCCUCUACUUGCAGUAUCGUUAGCUACAUCGGAGAAAGUUGUUCGAGUAAAUGUGUUACGGUCCCUUUUAAACACAAACAUUGAAUUACUUGUGGAUAAACUUGGUGGGCUUCUCAACAGACGAGUUUACAUAGUACCGUGUCGCAGAGAUAUAAACUUUAAUCCUUUAAAGAUUCUAAGAGUCUACACAGAGUGUCUUUUGGGGCGUGGGCUGAUGCUAACAACACCUGAACAUCGAUUAUCCCUUAAUUUAAAAACAUUGGAACAUUGCCGCAAAAAAUCUGAAGAGGCUUUAAAUUUUUACCAGUUGCGUUGCUGGCAUCAAAAACAUAUUUGCGAUGUCUUGGAUGAAGCAGAUGAAAUAUUAAACGUUAAAUACCAGGUUGUUUACACGCUUGGUGAACAGUUACAUUUUGACGGUGGUGCUCUGAGGUGGGUAAUUUCUCAAGCAGUUUUAAAAUUAGUUAAUAAAUUUGGAGAAAAAAUAUUUCAAAAGUAUGGCGAAGAUUGUAUUGAACAUUAUGUAGAAAAAUCUCGAUACGAUUCGUUUUCACAUAUCAGGUUUCUUACUAACAACAAAGAAGUGUAUGAUUACAUGUGUCGCUUAAUUGUUGAUUCAAUACUUAAUAACGAAGUUCCAGAAAUUUCAGUUGCAGCAAAACUAAAGCGAAGUGAUAAAAGUUUUGCGAGAAUAUUUCUUACCUCUAACGACAUUAGUGACGCAGAGAUGAACAAGCGUUUUUCUGAACUAUUUGUUAAAAAUAAUGUUUUAAAAGAAGAGUUGUUAAUUUUACGUGGAAUACUUAUCUUCGAAGUUUUACAUAUGGCACUUCAAAAACGAUGGAGAGUUAAUUUUGGUGUUAGCUUAUCAAAUACUUCAUCACAAAUGGCUGUGCCAUUCCGUGCUAAAGAUGUUGCCUCGGAAAGAACUGAGUUUGGUCAUCCUGAUAUGGUUAUUCUUUUGACUCAAAUUAGUUACUAUAUGAGUGGUCUUAGUGAAAGCCAGCUAGAUGAAGUAUUUAUACAUUUAGAUAAAUGCACAAAUAAAGAAGUUGCAUAUGGACAAUGGAUAAAAGCCAUUGGAAUUGAUAAAGUGCCAAACUAUUUGCAUGAAUUGAAUGGUGUUAAUUUAGACAGCAUUGAGCAAAAAGAGCAUUUAUAUUCUCUUUUAAGAUACAGUAUGAGCGUGGUAAAUUUUUGGCUAAACCGAGUUGUUUAUCCACGAGAAGCAAAGCAAUUUCCUUUCAAGAUUUCAACGUCAGCGUGGGAUUUAUGUUUGAAAACUCAAUUUGAAGCUGAAUCAAAAAACUUCACUACUGGCUUUAGUGGCACAAACGAAUCACAAUUGCUUCUUCCAUUAACCAUUAUUCAAAAUGAUUUACCUAAAAUCUCGGGAACCAAUGCUAUGGUGUUAAGCUUUUUACUUCAACCUGAAAAUAAAACCUAUUAUUACAUAAAUUCGUGCGUAGAAAAAUUAGAAGAAUGUAUUUUAAAAAAACUGAUUGAAACAAAGGCUUGCGUUUUGAUUGAUGUAGGUGCUUUAAUGUUGAAGUUAGAUAACAAAAAGGUUGCUCAAGAGUGGCUAAAAAUGUCUUUAGCUUCUGAAGUAUAUGCUGCAGUAUAUUUAGACACGGAAGAUAGAUUAAUGGUAUGUGAUAGAAAAGGCCGUACUUCAUUACUUACAGUCUCUCCAUACUUACACUCACUUGACAAAUGUGUAAUAUAUCUUGAUGAUGUUCAUACCAGGGGAACAGAUUUAAAAUUUCCCAUGAACGCCAUUGCUUGUGUUACCUUGGGUAAAGGACUCACAAAAGAUCGCCUUGUUCAAGCCUGCAUGCGUAUGCGAUUACUAGGCAAAGGACAUAGCGUUUAUUUCUGCGCCUCAAAGGAUGUCCACAUAUCUAUUGUAAGUCAAAUGAAAUCAUGCGACAUAGUUCCGGAAGCUGUUGAUGUACUGCGAUGGGCACUUAUAAACAGCUGUAAUGCUAUUCGUGAUGGACUUUUGCAAUGGUCAUCUCAAGGAAUACGCUACGCCACAAAGGAAGCCGUUGAAUAUUCUAUGUUUAAAAACAGCACCACGGAAUAUAACACAUUAGAUAAUGUGACAUUAGAUAGUCUUCAAGAACUUGGUAAUAUGUGUUCUGAAGAGGAAGUGAUAUGUUUGAAUAAAUUUUACGGAGGAUCUCGAUCAUUAGAAUCUAUUCCUAAAAUUGUUCAGAGUAGUUUAGACAAACGUGUAAAACUAUUUAAUGAAAAAAAUAUAGCAACUAUUGUGGAAAGAUUAACCAUGAGUGGUGCAGAUAUUAUCUCUCGCAUCAAUAAAUUUGUAUCUAAAUAUAAACGCUUUGCUAAUAUACUUGACGAAGAACAAGAAAGAGAACUAGAAGCUGAGUUAGAGGAAGAACGUCAAGUAGAACGCCCAGGUCCUCAAAAUCCACAUAAACCAAAAUUGUCAAAACAAGUUCGAGAUUUAGUCGAAACUGGAAUAAUAACAAAUGAGAAUGCUGAGAUAUUGCCAAUUCAUAAAGUCUUUCAAAAUACAAAUCGAAUUUCAAAGUUGAUGCCGAUUUAUGGUUUGAGCCCUAACUUUAUGGUAACAAAUGAGUUUACUAUGGUUAUUGAAGAUAUUGAUAGUGGUGAUGAUUUUCUCUUUGAAAUUUCUUGGGUGAUAGUAGUCGCUUCUAAGAAUCAUUUAGGCCCCGCUACUUACGUUUUAAUUAGCUCUUUUGAAGCAAACGAGUUACUUCCAAUUUUUCGUUCAAUAAAAGAGAAUCGUGGGGUAAGAUUACAUAUGUUUGCUCCACGUCUACGUCGUGGUCAAUGCAUUCUAAUUAAUCAAAGUUCUCUUGCUCUUCCUGAUUCGAAAGGUGAACUUUUAGAUGAUGAUAUCAAUGCUCAAUUUUUUGUAUUAGGGGGCUCUCUUUUUUUUUUAACUAAAGAAGAGGAAAAUGCGUACUCUAAUUUUGUUAGAACUUCUUUAUUUAAUGAAUGUGCGAAGGUUUUUUUUGAUAAUAGGAUCGGAUAUAACAAAAACUCUUAUGAUAAUAUGGUUGGGUGUGACAAAGACUCUUUGGAUAAUAGGAAUGGGUGUGACAAAGAAGUAUUGUUGAAUGAGAGUUCACAAUGUGAAAGCAGCUAUGCUCCACAAUGCAAAAAAAUAAAAUUACACAUUCCAAAACAUAAAACUAAAGAAACUUUUGUGAAGAUUGCAAUUGAAAUUUUGCGUACUCGUGGGCGUUACAUGAAUUCAACAUCAUCCGAUGUUUGCCAGUUGCUCUUUCAUGGAACUUCAUCUUUUUUGUGAUCUUUUUGAUUUUAAGAUCUUCAAUUUAUAAAAA